Molecule: messenger RNA, 1035 nt
Organism: Gossypium raimondii (Peruvian cotton)
Lineage: Eukaryota; Viridiplantae; Streptophyta; Magnoliopsida; Malvales; Malvaceae
Exons: 3
Coding region: 1-1035 (344 amino acids)
Biological process (GO): DNA integration
Molecular function (GO): nucleic acid binding
Source: RefSeq, a predicted model, not a curated record
AUGAGAGAGUCAGAAACCAUCAAGCAGUACUCAGGCAGGAUAAUGGCCAUUGUUAAUAGCAUAAGGCUCCUGGGAGAAUACUUCAGUGAAAGCAGAGUUGUUGAAAAGGUUAUCACCACUCUCCUUGAUAAGUUUGAGUCUAAAAUUUCAUCACUUAAGAACUCGAGAGAUUUGUCAGCUAUUUCAUUGUUUGAGCUGAUAAACUCCUUGUAUGCACUUGAGCAAAUGAGGGCCAAUGGGCAGGAAGAGCAUCCUGAAGGAGCUUUCCAAGCAAAGGCCAAAGAAGGCUCAGGUUCAAACUAUAAAGGGAAGAAGCCUUGGCUCGAUAAAAGGGAGAAACUAAGGAGGGAUGCAGUGGAUAGUGGCUGCACACACCAUAUAGCGGCUGAUGAAAAGCUGUUUAAAGACAUUGAUAGAAGUUUUACCUCCAAGAUCAGAAUUGGUAAUGGGAACCCGAUUGAAGCCAAAGGUAGAGGAAAUGUUGUGAUCAACACUUGGUCAGACUCACAUGGUCAGGAGUUAGUCACAAUAACACUAACUGAUAGGUGUUUUAUGCUUGAUGUAAAUCAACUCGAAAAUAAGGCUUACACCAGUCUUAUUGAUAAUGCUGGGCGAUGGCACAAAAGGCUAGGCCAUGCCAACUAUAAAUCACUUGACUUGCUGCAUAAGUUGAACUUGGUUGAAGAUAUGUCUAAGGUUGAAGUCAAAAACACUGUUUGUGAAGUCUGCCAGCUUGGUAAGCAGGCUAGAUUGCUUUUUCCAGUUAACAAGGCAUGGAGGGCUCGAGACAAGCUUCAGCUGGUUCAUUCUAAUGUUUGUGGACCAAUGAAGACUCCUUCCUUGAAUGACAGUAAGUACUUUAUUCUGUUCAUAGAUGAUUUGACCAGGUUUUGUUGGGUUUACUUCUUGAAACAGAAAUCAGAAGUGUUUGAAGCAUUUAGCAAAUUUAAGGCUUUAGCUGAGAAUCAGACUGGUUGCAAAAUUAAGGCUUUGAGAUCAGACAAUGGCACUGAAUUCCUGUCUGAAAGAUUUUAG